Molecule: messenger RNA, 1740 nt
Organism: Exophiala aquamarina CBS 119918
Lineage: Eukaryota; Fungi; Ascomycota; Eurotiomycetes; Chaetothyriales; Herpotrichiellaceae
Exons: 6
Coding region: 1-1740 (579 amino acids)
Biological process (GO): transmembrane transport
Molecular function (GO): transmembrane transporter activity
Source: RefSeq, a predicted model, not a curated record
AUGGGAUCAAACGAGGAAAAAUUCUUGGCCACUCCUGGUGUUCAUCAGCGUGAAGAAGCCGCCGACCUACCUUCCAAGGAGACUGGAGCGACUGCUACCUUAGAUGACCUCGACCUGGCGAACUCCAAAGCAUACAAAGGGGAUGACUCGGAUGGUAAGGUCGUAUGGACGACGAGAACUGUUCUCGCCUUUCUCUCCCUGGCAGGCCUCAACACUGGCUCUCAGCUGAUCCUCUACAAUGUCGGUGGAUGCCUGUCUUAUAUCGCUGUCGAUCUCAAUGCUACAGCUGUAGAAGGCUGGUUACCAGUCUCCAACAUCCUUGCUGUAGCUGCGGUGGCACCCUUCACCGGAUACCUUGAGGAUCUUUUGGGUCGAAGAACCAUUGCUAUCGGUGGGGCUGUCUCUCUUUGCAUAGGUUGUGUGAUUUUUGGUACUGCUCAUAGCUUUGCGCAGGCGGUUGUGGGCUUGGCAAUUGCUGGUGCUGGUGCUGCUGUCGGCGAACUGACUGCUCUCGCCGGAACGUCUGAUAUGGUUCCUGUGAAGCAACGCGGUUUUGCAGCGGCGGCUGUGACGUUCCUGAUUCUGCCUUUUGCUCCAAGCGUCCUGUAUGCUCAACUGAUGGCUUCUCGAGCCACUUGGAGAUGGGGAGCGUGGAUGUCGUUAAUAGUUAAUGGCGUAGUUGCGAUUGGACUGAUUUUCACCUAUUUCCCGAAAGCACAUCCACGGACCCAAGGACAAUCGAAGCGCCAGAUCAUCAAAGAAAUUGACUAUGUCGGAGGCAUAUUUUCUAUUACUGGGGUAACCCUUCUCCUUGUAGCAUUGCAAGCCGGCGGUUAUACCCAUCCCUGGGCAAGUGCCUACGUCCUCAGCACACUCUUGAUCGGCAUGGUUCUGGUCGCCGCCUUCUUUUUCUGGGAGUGGAAGGGCGCAAAGUACCCCAUGGUCCCAAAGGAAUUAUUUUCUGGACAACGAGUUGUGGCACUGGCUUAUGGUGUUGCGUUCAUUGGUGGAAUGAGUUUCUACUCGCUCCUCAACAUGUACCCAUUGACAUAUUCGACAGUCUACGACCCAGAUCCCGUCAAGGUUGGCGUCAGAGCGGUGGGGGUGGCAAUCUGCAACAUUGUAGGUGCCGUCUUCUUCAAUUCGAUGCUUUCGUUGACCAAAGGCCGCGCCCGAGAAACACUUUUCGCAGCCUCUGUGAUCAUGACUGCGCUUGAUGGAGCAUUGGCCGUUGCAAACCCUUACAAUGUCACCACCACUGUCGCCAUCGGAUCUCUCGCCGGGCUUGGUGUGGGAGGUAUCUUGGUUCCAGCGGCAACUGUAGCCAUGAUUGUUGUGCCUGACUCGCUCCUGGGCACGGCAGUCUCCCUUUCCUUGUCCGUGCGAACUGUUGGAGGCUCAAUUGGGUACAGUAUCUAUUACAACGUCUUUGCCAACAAACUGAAGACCAGGCUCCCUACAAAUAUUGCGCAUUAUGCGAUCGAGGCCGGCCUUCCCGUGGCUGAAGUGGAAGCCUUUGUGGGUACAUUCUUGACUGCGCCGGCAGAGAUAGCAAAAGUUCCUGGCGUCAAUGCAACGAUUAUCGAAGCAGCAACGCUGGGGUCUCGCUGGGCAUAUUCAGAGUCAUUGCGCUACGUCUGGUACACUAGCAUCACCUUUGGCGCAUUGGCAUGCAUUCUCAGCUUGUUCAUUCCGUCGAUCCGCAGGUACUGCACCAACCGUAUCGCAGUCCAAGUCUAG